AUGCGAAAAACGCGGGAGCAUCGAUUGGAUCACAUACAAGAAGUUUUAGAAAAAUGGCAUCAAAUAGAAGAUGAAAUAUGGGCAAAAGUAAUACUUUUCGAAAGAAACAGAAGAAUAGCAAAAGCAUAUGCGCGCGCACCUGUAUUGACAAUUAACGGAUCAGAUGAUGGAUUUGACGGUUUCAGAAUCGGUUUGAACGGUUUUGAUAAUCCGAUGAGAGAUAAAGAUACUUUAAAUUGUAAAAGAUUAAUUGAUCACGGUGUUAAAAUAAAAAUGGACGAUCAGGGAAAUAUAUUAAUAAAAAGAGUUUCUAAUAAAUGUAAAAUAUUUAUUAAAAACACGAGUCCGAAUGGAACGGACGAAACUUCCAUUGGUUCUGACGUAUUAAAAUCAGGAGGAAAUAAUUCACUCGAACCUGAUAAACCUUACAAGUUAUUCGACAUGACAAAAUUUCAACAAAACGUGACGAGAGAACUUCAAAGAGCCUACCCGGAUAGAAGACGUCUGGAAUGUCAAUGUUUAAGCACAAUAGUAUUCGUUAAAAACGAAAAGGAAAUUCUUAAUUGUCCAGUAUGGGUCAUGAUAAUAAAUGUCGUCGCGUUGGACAUGUUAAAAUCAAAAUUACCACCCGUUCAAAGAGCCGUCGAUAUAAGAAAUCGUCCGAGAAUUCCAAUCCCCGAUGAAGAUCCAUAUAGCGUCGCUGGAAACGGUAGCGGAAGUUCCGGUUCAAAUACCAGCGGUCCGAUGAUGUCUAGCAACGGUCCACCAGCUGGCUACGUGGCUGCCACACGGGAACAACUCCUUCUUCAACAAGCUAGAAGAAGUGACAAACCUCCCAAGUUACCUCCUAGAGACAAUGUUGCUUAUCCACAUGACAUUCCUAAGCCGGAUUACGAUGACAUAGAAGAAGAAAAUAAUAGCAAGUUACCCUCUAAAUUAUUUAGACCUUUUCAAUCGUCCAGAGGUAAAGAUAAGUCAAAGGAUAGUAAAAAACACGAUGACCCUUAUUAUUGUGGUCUCAGUGCCAGAGUACCAAAUUUUGUUAAACUCUCAGCAAACAGAACGAAACCUUUACCAAAGGAAACAAGAGAAAGCGUACGAGGGUAUCCGAUGCCUUCAUAUGGCGUCCCUCCCCAUCCUCCUCCUCCUCAUCCUCAUCCAGGUCCGCAUUAUAUGAGUUACCAACAACCUCCAUUAUGGCACACUAGAAGUUACGAAAGCGGAAUGGAUUCUGAUCAUUUGGAAUCCCCGUACAAUCAUAUUUAUGGACGUUUACCCGUUCCGACGAGAUCAUACAUCCCCCAAGCUCCAAGAACCAUGUUUGUCGGCGAAUGGGAUUGA
Molecule: messenger RNA, 1341 nt
Organism: Pediculus humanus corporis (human body louse)
Lineage: Eukaryota; Metazoa; Arthropoda; Insecta; Psocodea; Pediculidae
Exons: 8
Coding region: 1-1341 (446 amino acids)
Biological process (GO): regulation of DNA-templated transcription
Molecular function (GO): protein binding
Source: RefSeq, a predicted model, not a curated record